AUGUUUUGGAUUCAUGGUGGAGGUUUUAUAACGGGCAGUGGAUUGGGAUAUGACGGGUCAUUCCUGGCAAAGAAAGACGUUAUAGUGGUGACCAUAAACUACCGUCUAGGGAUAUUUGGAUUCCUUAGCACAGAAGACGCAAGGAUGCCUAGCAAUUUUGGACUUUGGGAUAUGAUUGAAGCUCUGAAAUGGGUAAAUAAAAACAUAGCAGCAUUUGGAGGCGAUCCUGAAUCAGUUACCGUCUUUGGUGAAUCGGCCGGAGGAUUCGCUGUGUCAUUACUGGCAAUGAUACCACGUACUGAAGGUCUUUUCAAACGUGUCAUCACCCAAAGUGGAUCUGCGUUAGCAUUCAUGAGUAUUUCAAAGAAUCCUGCAAGAUCGGCCAAGAACAUGGGGCAAUUAGUAGGGUGUAUAGCAGACAAAAGCAUCGCCAAUAAUGCACUUGUAAAUUGCCUCAAACAAAAGACAUCCGAGGAAUUGUUGAAAGCUCAGUCAGAUCCAGGAACUCAGUUUUUUGGUAAUUUUUCUCUUUCGCCGGCUAUCUGGCCCGUUAUUGACGGAGAACUGAUUUUGAGAUCUCCCUUGGAUAGUUUGAAUAAUCUAGAUUCCAAGGAAUCUAUCUACUUCAGAUCUUUAGACAUGAUGGCGGGUACAACUAACAACGAAGGAUCAAUUAUGCCAAUGUUUUUGGGGAGACUUCGGGAGUCCAUGGGAUUCAAUAUUACCCAGGACAUACCUACGUCUGUUUUAUGUGACGUUGUCGCACCAACAUUGGCUAAGGAGAUGUUCAAUGAUGACACUUUUGUGUCCGAUUUAAUUUGUAACGAAUAUUCUACUGAUGACAUAGUGCAACAGUCGAGAAACAUUGUUAACUUGUUGGCUGAUUCUUGGUUCAUUUCGCCAACAAUUCAUCUUCUUGAUUUACAUGCCAAGUACAAGACGUCUGCACAUACAUAUCAAUAUUUAUAUACACAGACCCUAAAGUUUUUCUUCCCGGCACCUCAUUAUCCAUGGAUGGAAGGGGCGGGUCAUGCAGCCGAACUAGUGUAUAUGUUUGGUCCGACAGUCCUGAAUGAUAUGGACGAAUCAUUGUUGUCAGAUGAAGGAAAGACAUUUACUGAUGUUCUUCUUACUUACUGGACCAACUUCGCUAAAUCAGGCAAUCCAAACGGAGACGGUCUCGUUACAUGGAAGCAAUUUAGCCUUACAGAUCGAGACUAUUUAGAGUUGAAAUUCCGGCCUGUCCCUGGCCAGAACUUGUACGCGAAGAGGAUAAAGUUCUUGUUACAGGACCUACCAAGCAAUGUCAAGAACUCUGUCAAGGUUGAACUAUAG
Pecten maximus is the source of this 1335-nucleotide messenger RNA. Its product is annotated as bile salt-activated lipase-like. NCBI's taxonomy places the organism in Eukaryota, Metazoa, Mollusca, Bivalvia, Pectinida, Pectinidae. The record is from RefSeq and is a predicted model, not a curated record. Bases 1 to 1335 code for a protein of 444 amino acids. The transcript is spliced from 2 exons.